Fonticula alba is the source of this 519-nucleotide messenger RNA. RefSeq lists its product as hypothetical. Lineage: Eukaryota; Rotosphaerida; Fonticulaceae. Gene Ontology annotation, molecular function: ATP hydrolysis activity; ATP binding. The transcript has 2 exons. Bases 1 to 519 code for a protein of 172 amino acids. The record is from RefSeq and is a predicted model, not a curated record.
AUGCUCCUCCUGCCAGCACCGGCUGACCGAAUCCAUGGCCCCGCCCCGAUCCACCAUCCCCUCGGGCUGCAGGUGGAAAAUGUCAUGAAUCUCCUGGGGCUGCGGCACAUCGCCAACACCCCGGUUGGAUCCGGCAGCGCGGGGCCCGUGCGCGGUGUAUCCGGAGGCGAGCGUCGACGCGUGUCCAUCGCGGCCCAGCUCAUCAGCGACCCGUCGAUUCUCUUCCUGGACGAGCCGACCACCGGCCUGGAUUGCUUCACCGCCCACCACCUCCUCCGGACGCUGACCGACCUCACCCGCAAGGGCAAGACCGUGAUCUUCACCAUCCACCAGCCCCGGAGCGAGGUGUUUGCCAUCUUGGAGAAUGUCAUGCUCAUGUCGCAGUUCCUGGAGAUGUUCUACCCGAAUGCCGUGAAGAACUUCGCCUACAACUGGAUCGGCGUCAGCGGCUUCCUGGUCGUUAUCUCGGCCAUCGCCGUCUUCUUGGUCGCCUUCGACCGGACGAGGGUCACCAGCUAG